This is a messenger RNA of Salvelinus fontinalis (brook trout), 402 nucleotides long. RefSeq names its product testis-expressed protein 12-like. The transcript has 4 exons. NCBI's taxonomy places the organism in Eukaryota, Metazoa, Chordata, Actinopteri, Salmoniformes, Salmonidae. The record is from RefSeq and is a predicted model, not a curated record. The coding region runs from base 4 to 387 and encodes 127 amino acids.
CCAAUGCCAGGCAGAGUGAUGCCACCGACAGGGAGGGGAAUGGACAACAAAGGCCCAAAACAAAAAAUGUCACAAGAGGUUGAACAAACAUCUGCAUAUUGUGACAAUUCUCCAGCAAAAAAGAAAAAAGCACCCAGUAGUAAAACACCAGCUUCAUACUCUUCAGAUUUGUUUGAGGCUGAACUUGCAGGUGCAAAUAGAGAGGUCAACAUGCUAUUUUCCAAAUACUCUGAAGUGUUGAGUGAGAGGGCUGCAAUAGAUGCCUCACAAGUUAGGGAGUUGGAAGACAUAUUGAUGGAGGCCAGAAACUUGGAGUCACACCUGAAAGAGAAGAAAGAACACUUGAGGCGUACCUUGGCUCUUAUUUCUGACAAACUGCAGGGAUAGACUAGCAACACAGGC